Trichophyton rubrum CBS 118892 is the source of this 1104-nucleotide messenger RNA. RefSeq lists its product as uncharacterized. The record is from RefSeq and is a predicted model, not a curated record. The coding region runs from base 1 to 1104 and encodes 367 amino acids. Gene Ontology annotation, molecular function: metalloendopeptidase activity. The transcript is spliced from 3 exons. Lineage: Eukaryota; Fungi; Ascomycota; Eurotiomycetes; Onygenales; Arthrodermataceae. Gene Ontology annotation, biological process: proteolysis.
AUGAAGUUCCUCACUGCUCUCUCCGCUAUUGGGGCGUUGAUAGCCACCGCUACGGCAGCUGCUGUUCCAAAUACGCCAGCAAAGCAGUCCAUGAUUGACGUUCAGCUUUCGGCUACCGGAAACACCAUGAUUAAAGCCACCAUCACCAACAAAGGAGACAAGGCUUUGAACUUGCUGCAAUUCAAUACCAUUCUCGACAAGAAUCCAACCCGCAAGGUCAGGGUCUACCAGAACGGCACCGAGGUCAAGUUCACCGGAAUGCUUCCCCGGUAUAAAAUGUCUAAUCUCUCUCCUAAAUAUUUCACCCCUCUUGACCCAAAAUCCAGCAUUGAAAGCACCUUUGACAUCGCUCGUACCCAUGAUUUGACUCGCAGUGGAAAGAUCACCCUCAUGGCCUCUGGAAUCAUUCGUACUGCCGAGGGACAUGGAGCAAAUGCAACCACCAUCACCGGAUAUGCCAGAUACGAGUCCAACAAGCUUGAAUUGGAUGUUGACGCAAAGAAGGCAUCCUCCGUUGGACAAGCCAUGGGAAAGGUCAAGAAAUCACGCGGAACUAUCGAUAAGCGCACCAACAUCGACACCUCCAGCUGCAACCAGGGCCAACUUGAGGCUCUGGAAGGUGCCCUUUACAACUCUGCUGCCCUCGCUCAAGCCGCUGCCGAAGCUGCCCCUUCCAACCUCAACACUGUCGCAGAGUUCUUCAAAUCUACUAGCAGCAGCACUGUUAACACCAUCGUCUCCCGUCUCCAGUCCGUUGCGAGUGAAUCCUCCUAUGUUGAUUAUGGAAGCACUACCUACUAUUGCACUGAUUCCAUGAAUGGCUGCUCUCCUGGUGUCCUUGCCUAUACUCUUCCGGACCAGAAUCUCAUUUUCAACUGCCCAAUCUACUACUCCGACCUGCCUGCCCUUGCCCAGUCUUGCUACGAGCAGGAUCAGGCCACUACCACUCUUCACGAGAUGACCCAUAACUCUGCCGUUGUUAGUCCCUUCUGUGAUGACUUGGGUUAUGGAUAUGAAGAUGCCACUUCUCUUUCUGCUGCUCAGGCAAUUCAGAAUGCCGAUUCCUAUGCCCUUUUUGCUAAUGCUAUCUACCUCGGUUGUUAG